Molecule: messenger RNA, 1304 nt
Organism: Syzygium oleosum
Lineage: Eukaryota; Viridiplantae; Streptophyta; Magnoliopsida; Myrtales; Myrtaceae
Exons: 2
Coding region: 71-1024 (317 amino acids)
Source: RefSeq, a predicted model, not a curated record
CUCUUCAUCACUGAAAACUUCACUUCGCAAAGCUCGCACUCUCGUACUUCGCUGCGAAACAAUCCGCGAGAUGGUGUCGUCGAGCACCUUGAUGGCAUCCCUGAAAGCCCUGCUCGUGUCGGCCGGCGCGGUGUCCAUCGCCGCCGUCGCUCUCGGGGCCGCUGUUCCAUCGAUCCCCGGCCCUCUGGGUCCUCGGCUGCCUCCCGCGCUGGGCUGGUUCCUCUCGUGGUUCAGGCCUUCGUACCCCUUUCUCGUCAUCAACUUCAUCAUCGCCGCCAUCGCCGCCACCUCCAGGUGCUUCCACCGAGCGCAGCCGGAGAGGAUCGCGAUCGCGGUCGUGGAGGAGAUGGAGGUCAUGGAGGCGACGGCGGCGGCCGCGGCGGAGGCGUUCGACGAGUCUAAGGAUUUUGAGGAGAAGAGAGUGGUGGUGGUGGUGGCGGCGGCGGGGAAUGGCGGGGGAUCCGGCGGCGGAGAUGGAUAUAACGGUGACUGCGAAGGGGAGAGGAAGGUGGCCUUUAGGAGGUCCGCGUCGGCGCGGCGGAGGCAAGUGGACUCGUCGGAGAAAGCUCAGGUUCCGCCGAGGCUCAUUCGCCGGAAAGCCGCCGGCGGCGACCAUCUGCAAGGGGGCAAAGCUUUAAGAAGAUCGAAGGAAAACAUGGAGCACGUUUUGAAAGCGAUAACAGAGGCGGAGGCAGGGGUGGGGGCGGCGAUAUCAGCGACACGACGUGUGAAAGUGAACGACGCCGACCACCAGAUCAGCUUGCUGGAGCUGUCGCCGCCGCCAUCGCUACCUUUGAUACAGAAAUCGGCGACGUUGAAGGAUCGGACCAAUCGGCAACCGCCCCUCUCGCCCAUUAAGUUGAGCCGGGACGAUCUGAACCAUCAAGCCGAAGCAUUCAUUAACAAGAUCAAGAAGUUGCAAAGACAGGAGUCGGUGAAUCAAAACGAGGAGAUGAUCAAUUGGGAACGCAGGGCCAUGGAAUUCGCCAAAGGAGUGAGUAGGUAUAGUGAAGUGUAUAGGUGACAAGGUUUUCCUUUUUUGAUUGUAAAAAGCAUUGUGGGAGGAAAAUGAUGAUUUUUUUUUUCAUUUCCCUUGAGACCUAAGUUUGUGAAAUUUAUUUUUAGGAGCCAUACUAUAGUCAGGUCCGAAGAUAGCUGUAAUUUUCGUUGUUCUUGGGAUUGCAUAUAUACUUUUUAUAGGGCUUUUUGUGGGGUUGAUGCAAAUUCUUGUACAGGAAAGAUAGAAAAACCAGAUACGUUGAGUCAAUGGUGAAAUUGGAAAAAGAAUUUCUUUAUGUUCUUUA